Molecule: messenger RNA, 4970 nt
Organism: Nilaparvata lugens (brown planthopper)
Lineage: Eukaryota; Metazoa; Arthropoda; Insecta; Hemiptera; Delphacidae
Product: chitin-binding domain protein cbd-1-like
Exons: 2
Coding region: 313-4035 (1240 amino acids)
Cellular component (GO): extracellular region
Molecular function (GO): chitin binding
Source: RefSeq, a predicted model, not a curated record
AUCAUUUCCGUUAAUCAAAUACAGGCUACUUAUGUAUUUCGCACAGAAGUAUGGCACUCGAAUAGAGAUAGUUCGUGACUGAGUUACUCUGUUCGGUUUGUCAUACGAGUAUAAUAGCUUAAUCACCGUUGUAUUUUGUGUUCAGUUUGUUCCGUGAGAGAAAAUACUUUGAACUCCAUGGUAAAUCACGGGAAUGUUUGGUUUUAGAAUAGAAUAUCUAUGAAUUUCAAUUCUAAUGUGAGAUACAACUCAUCUAGUCCAAUCAAUAACGUGUUUGGAUGAAAGCUGUCAUUAUAACGUUGGAUAUUCAACAUGAAGAGAGUUCUUGGCGUUGUAUUCUACACUAUUUCUACACUUUUGAUACUCUCAACUGCUGAUGAAGAUACACAACAUGGAGAAAUUGAGAAAAUGAAUAGUUCAAGCGGAGAGCUACAUGGAGCUGGACAAGCAUUGCAGGCAUUUGUCUCCAAGAAAAAAUCUUUCAAACAUAUACAAUCAAGAUUGGAUUCAGAAAAUGAAGAAGUUGAAUAUGUUUUCAGAAAAGGCGAGAGUACUGAUGUAGAACCGUCCUGUAAGAUUGGCCAGUUCUACAAGAUCAGAUACCCUGGCUCAUGCAAUAUGUAUUACCAGUGUAAUAAUGGCACACUCACAGUUGAAAAGUGUUAUCCUACACGGAAUUUCGAUGUGAUAACUCAUUCGUGUAGAUUCUAUUGGUAUGUUGACUGUAGUCUGAUUGACCCUACAACAACUUCAAUUAGUGUACCUUCAAGUACCACCCCUCUCACAACAAUGUCCAUUUCAACAACUCUUUCUUCUAAUGUGACAUCUUCUCCAAAUUCAACAAUUUCGAUUGGUACAACAACCACACGUCCUGCAACAACAACGUCGACUUCAUCAACAGCAUCAAGUCCAACAACAACAACAACAUCAAGUCCAACAACAACUUCGACUACAACAACAUCAAGUCCAACAACAACUUCGACUACAACAACAUCAAGUCCAACAACAACAACUUCGACUACAACAACAUCAACUUCGACAACAGAAAAGUCUACAACAACACCAAGUACAACAAGCUCAACUACAAGUCUGACAACAACCACUCCUACAACAAAAACAACCUCAAAACCAUCAACCACUCCAUCUAUCGAGCCACGCUGCUCUCUGGGACAGUACUACAAGAUCAGGUACCCAGGAGAUUGCUCAAAGUACUACUUCUGUUAUAAUGGCUCUCUCACUGUCAGAAGGUGCAUAUUCCCACUAAAAUUUGAUGCAAUUCGAGAGGAAUGUCGUCUCUUUUUCUUCGUGGACUGCAGCAUUGACUCUGUUACAACAACAACAACCAAUCUUCCUCAAACAACAACAACAACUAAACCAACAACCACUGCUCGCCCAGACACCACUACUACCAGUACUACCACCACCACAACAACAACAACAUCAACAACCACCACAGAGAAAGUGGAUCCCUCAACAGCUAAUCCCAUCUGUGCUAAAGGAGACAACUAUGUGAAGCGAUAUCCCAAAGACUGUCACAAGUAUUAUCAAUGUGUUAAUGGUGAAUUAUCUGUUGAAACUUGUUUUUGGUGGUAUAAUUUUGAUGUAAUUACUGAAAGUUGCAGACCAUAUUACCAAGUAGAUUGCAGUAUAAUGGAGAUUACAACAGUGCCAACUACAUCAACCAGUACAACACCGGCAGGGCCCACCACUCAGAAGCCAGUCAAGUGUGAAUCAAAUGAGCAAUUCAACUACCCUGACUUUACAAACUGUCGCAAAUAUUAUGAAUGCAGCUUUGGUGUUGUAACCCUGAAAGAGUGUGCUGUACCUUUUCUAUUUGAUGGUCCCACAAGGAAAUGUGCUAUUUUCUAUAUUGCCAUAUGUCAAACUAGCGAAGUUCUCUUGAGAGAAGUCUCAUCGACUGGAGAGAUUCCACAGCUGGAUGAUAUUGAGUAUGAUUCAGUGGAGAAAGUUGGCGAUUCAACUUUCCCCCAGAGUAGAAAACUUUUGGAAGUAGACGAUAUUAACAAACAACCAUCUUGUAUGCCUGGUCAGUACUUCAAAGAACCUUUCCCAGACAAUUGUAAUCUCUAUUAUGAGUGUAAUAAUGGGACAAUACAGUUGAAAUCAUGUGGCCUAUUCAGAAAUUUUGAUGUAGUUUCCAAGUCUUGUACAUUUUUGAUAACAGCAGUAUGUUAUGAGCCAGAAGAGCCAACAGUGUCAACUGACACUAGCACACCACCUACUUCUACUCCAACUACUACUACUACUCUAACUACUACUACUACCACUACCACAUCGAUCCCCAUUACUACAUCAGUAAUUACAAGCACCACAGUUGAAUCUCCAACAACAAAAGCUGAUGAUAAGCCCACCUGUAGAAAGGGAAAGAAUUUCAAGGUGAAAUACCCUGGAACUUGUAACAAAUAUUACAAGUGUAGUGAUGGCAAACUGACUGUGGAAGAAUGUUUUAUUUUUUUCUAUUUUGAUGAGGAGUAUGAGAAAUGUAGAGUCUACUGGUUUGUUGAGUGUGAUUGGAGUCCCACAACUGCUCCACCCACAACAGUAACCACCUCCACGACAACUACAACCACAACUGAAAAGCCAUUGCUUUGUGGACCUACUGAGAACACCAACUAUCCAGACCCUAGAAACUGUAAGAAAUAUUUCCAUUGUGAGUAUGGAGUAGUAUAUAACAUGACAUGUGCCAGUGUACUAUUAUUCGAUAGUGUCACAAGAAAAUGUGCUUUGUUCUAUUUAGUAACCUGUGCAAAACCAGAGGAAGAUGGGCUGUACUUGGGAAGCUCCUCCGAAUUUGACAUUGAUGAUUUGGAAGAUUAUGAUGCGUUAAGGAAUCAUGAGGACAGAAAGGUGAUGUUGCCUUUCAGGGAAAGGAAUACCUUGGAGAAUUAUCCACCACAGUUAUCAAGUGAAAGUAGAGCAGCAAUCAUUGAAUCUAUUCUCAGACCGAUCAGUUUUGAAACGCAACAGAGGAUUGAUGCAGAAGUACCAUCCUGUAAGAAGGGACACAACUUUUUGAGCCACUUCCCAUAUGACUGCCAGAAAUAUUAUAAAUGCGAAGAUGGUGAAUUAACAGUUGAGACAUGCGCUUCUUUUUAUAGGUUUGAUUAUGUGGCUAAAUUAUGCAGAUUCUAUUGGUAUGUUGUUUGUGAAACAAUCCCUUUACCAGUUACAACUGAACUCCCAAAUACAACUACUACUGAUCUCCCAGUUACAACUACUACAACAGAACUUAUCACGACUGAUGCAUCAACGCCAACAUCAUCUUGUAGACCAGGACAAUUCUACAGACGACGUCAUCCUAAGUACUGUGAUCGAUUUUAUGAGUGUAAGAAUGGAAAUAUUACAUUGGAAUCUUGUCCAUUCUUACAAAAUUAUGAUGCAAUUACACAGAUGUGUCUUCUUGUGUGGCUGGUUGAUUGCAACGCCAGUGACCCAAUCACAACUCCAGAAUAUGUUCCAACCACUACUACUACUACUACUACAACUACAACUCCUAUUACAACAGAAAUUGUUCCAACAUCAACUACCAGCCCUGUUUGUACUGUUGGACAGUUCUACAAGAAGCGUCAUCCGAUAUUCUGCAACAAAUAUUAUGAAUGUAACAAUGGCUCCAUUACACUGCUAUCUUGCUAUUACUUGAGAAACUUCGACAAAAAACUCGAGCAAUGUCGAUUUUAUUGGCUGGUAGAUUGCAGAGAUUCUGAUCCAAUCACAUUGCCUCCACCACCACCAACAACAACAACAACUCCAAACACCACACCAACUCAAGACACCUCCCCAACAACCAGACUGACCACUCCAACCAGUUCCACCACACCCUCUGGACCCAUUUGCGGAAUCGGAAUGUAUUACAAGUCAAGAUACCCCAGCGACUGUAAAAAGUACUAUGACUGUGAGAACGGUGUGUUGACCGUUCAGAGUUGUUCCAUUUUCAUGAGCUUCGACUCAAUCUCUCAGACAUGUAGAUUCACCAUAUAUGUUGAUUGUGAUGACUCGAGAAGGGAAUUACUCUAACUUGACCAUUUUUAUGAGCAGGUAUUGUUUCCCUAUUGUUAGUGUCAAUAAAUCACCAUAUAUAUGUUGAUUGUGAUGACUCGAAAAGGAAAUUACUUUAAUUUGAACAAUUUUCUAUGAACAGGUAUUGUUUGCCUAUUGUUAGUGUCAAUAAAUACUCUCUGUCUUGAGUGAAUAACGUGAAUUCAAUCGAAUUUGAUGAACACAAGAGUUGUAAUGGAGUGAAAAUAAGACUAUUCAUGCUCUUUAUUGGUACUAUUUUGGAAUAGCCAACUGUGGUAGCUGAUUUUUUUCCUUCUUCAAUUGUGAAUAUUAUGUUGAUAUGCCGCUUCAAUAUAGUAUAGACUCGAACAUAAUUCAUCACAAUGAAAUCUUCAUAAAAUCGAAAUAACAAAUAAUCCGUGGAUGAAUUUUGCAGUUGUUACUAAGAUACUUGAACCUUGAAUAUUCAAUACUCAUGAUUGAUGUAAAUUAAACGUUCUACAGUCUAUGCUUUGUUUAUUUCUUGUUCAAGAAAAAUUGUUUCUUAUUUCAAACAAGUUCAUAAUAUACUGUAUAGUGUUUUACCCAUAACAAAAAUUAUUUCCCUUUGUACUCAAUCAUCAGGCAAGGAAUUGAGCUGCAUACAGACAUUUGCGCCACGAAUACGCGCAUUUCGCUUUUCAUCAGCUGAUUAUAACUAUAUUUGUGCCAAAACAGGAAGUUACAUAUACGCUUAACUUCAGCUCAUUAAAUCAAUGUGAAAUGGGAAAUCAAAAAAUGCUCUUGGCGCAUAAGUCUGUACGCAGCUUGAGAAAAUCCUUCGUGAUAGCCUACGUCUCAAUAUUCUCAAUAUUUAUGUUGUAUAUGUAGGAAGUAAGUCACUUAUCAAUGAAAUCUGAUUUCGAUUAAUGAUGCAGUCUCACCAAGAAUAAAACUUUUAUUUAAUUUAUCAA